CAGUAUCAUGGCCUCUGACCUGGAAAGCAGCCUCACUUCCAUAGACUGGCUCCCACAGCUUACUUUAAGGGCUACUAUUGAAAAAUUAGGGGGUUCCUCACAAGCAGGACCUCCAGGGGCUGCCCGAAAGUGUCCCCCAGGCUCACCGACAGAUCCUAAUGCCACCCUGAGUAAGGAUGAGGCAGCAGUGCACCAAGAUGGGAAGCCACGUUACAGCUAUGCCACUUUGAUCACAUAUGCCAUCAACUCAUCACCUGCCAAGAAGAUGACGCUUAGUGAGAUCUACCGUUGGAUCUGUGACUUUUACUACAAAAAUGCUGGUAUUGGUUGGAAGAACUCUAUUCGUCAUAACCUCUCUCUGAAUAAAUGUUUUCGGAAGGUGCCUCGACCGAGGGAUGAUCCUGGGAAGGGCUCUUAUUGGACAAUAGAUACGUGUCCAGAUAUAUCUCGCAAGAGGCGGCAUCCUCCAGAUGAUGACAUACCACAAGACUCCCCAGAGCAAGAGGCGAGUAAGAGCCCCCGAGGGGCUGUUCCAGUCAGCUCAGAAGCCUCUUUGCCACCUGAGGCCACCCCUCAGCUGUCACUCCAGAGCACCACCCCCAUUGCCAACUACAGUCAGCAGAGUGCGGGGCCUGUGGAUGUUGCCUCUACUGUAGCAGGGGGGCAGGGCCGUGAAGGGGCUGAUGUGCCACCCCCGCUGUACAGUGCCAACCAUGACUUCAAGUUCUCCUACUCUGAGAUCAACUUCCAGGAUCUUAGCUGGUCCUUCCGAAAUCUCUACAAAUCCAUGCUGGAGAAAUCAUCUUCCUCUCAGCACG
This is a messenger RNA of Balearica regulorum gibbericeps (East African grey crowned-crane), 818 nucleotides long. The record is from RefSeq and is a predicted model, not a curated record. NCBI's taxonomy places the organism in Eukaryota, Metazoa, Chordata, Aves, Gruiformes, Gruidae.